Molecule: messenger RNA, 576 nt
Organism: Danaus chrysippus (African queen)
Lineage: Eukaryota; Metazoa; Arthropoda; Insecta; Lepidoptera; Nymphalidae
Source: the annotation of a GenBank genome assembly
AUGUGUACGGUCCCUCAGUGGACGGCGUGUCGGGCGGCGCGCGUCACCUCGCCCGAGGAGUGUUCGCGCUGGGCCUACUGCGGCGCCCCGUACUUCCUGCCCGUGUGGUCGCGCGUGUCGCGAGGGUACAGCAUGCCGGCGCCGGAGCCCCCCCUGCCGCGCCUGCGGGUGGACGCGCGCCUGCUGGCCGCGGACGGCGCGCCGGCCCGCCGCACGCUGCAGCUCGACCUGGCGGGCACGCAACACGCCGUGCUGGUGCUGGCGCCCGCGGAGGGGGUCGCCGUCACCAGCUGCUCCGAGCUGGCCGGGCCGCCGCGGGAGGGCCCGGCGUGGGGCGCGCGCCGCACGUACUUCGUGACGCUGCACCACGCGCGCGACCCGCACGCCUGGCGCCUGGAGUGCGUGCUGGAGGGGUCGGGCGGGGCGGCGGGGGGCUGGGUGCAGGUGUCGGCGGCGGGGCACGCCAUGUUCGGUCCGCGGCGCCUGGCCGACUCCCACGCGCGGCUGCUGCAGGCUGCUCCGCCGCACGUGGCGGUCACCGGCUGGGGCGUGGACCUCCACAUCCUGGACCUCUAG